AUGCAGCAGCCCCAGCCAGCCCCGCUAGCCCCGGGCGCGCCAGGCCGCGCACAGCUAGAGGCCAUGGUCAAGCUCGUGCAUGACGUAACCGGCCGCCCGCUCAACGAGAUCAGGACGGACCUCGAGCACACGCGCGACCCGCAGAGAACCAUCGUGAGGAUCAUGGAGGGCGAGUUUUUGAAAGGGACGGCGAGGGAUCCGGGGGUGAGGAACGGGAACGGGAACGGGAAUGGCAAUGGCAAUGGGGGUGGACGGGCGGGUGCCGGGGGUGCGGGUGCGGGUGCGGGUGCGGGUGCGGGUAUGGGCGAGAAUGUGCAUAUGGGUAUGGGUAUGGGGAAUGUUCCGGACCGUGCGGUGCAGAUGCUGGAUCCUCAACUGGCACCACCGCCGCCGCCGCUGCUGCCGCCGGUGGUGCACAACAACUGGCCGUGGAGGGAAAGUGGGAGAGAAGGAGAACGGGAUACGGCCAGUAGAAGCCCCGAGAAGAAGAAGCACGUACCUGUUUCUGUUCUGUUCUACCCCCAACAAGGUCUGGCUGGUAUGGUUACUGAGACUCCCGCUAGGAAUGCGCCGAUGCAGGUUAUCGAUCUCUGCGACUCGGAGGACGAAUCACUGCCGGCAUCCCCGCCGUUUAUCCCCCAGCCACAGCGGGCGAUACAGCCGUCGCCGGAAACACGGCGGAGGAGCCCCGGCGCAGAUCAGGCCGCCAGCACGAGGUGGACACACGCGCGGCGGGACCCCGCGGGCGAACCGCGGGCACCUCCGCCUCUACCGCUGCUCUCGGCCCCCUUCGAACCAGCGGAGCGGCCGGUCUCGCACUCUCGGGGUCCUGUAGUUGCGGAAAGCAGUAGUGCAGCCCCUCCGGUUAGUAGCAACAACGCAUGGACGACCCCCGUACGGCCUCGACCCCCGCCGGCGAGACACCAUGUACCGUCUGCGCCCCCGUCGCCUCCUCCGCCGCAGCCGGCGUUCAGCGCCUCCCCGCUGUUCCGAUACCAGGAUUCUGUGUCCCCGCCGCCUUCAUCGUCGCCGAAGCCGCGGGUUGUGACGCACGCUGAUUUCCGCGUCGACCCUGCUGCGGCCCCGCCGCCACCGGUGUUCAAGACGUCCGUGGCGGCGGGGAAGCGGGUGAAGCUCGAUGUCAUCGCCAUUGACUCCAACUCUGACCCUGACACCGACUCGGGCGGGCCAGCGCCGCGCGGUGCGGUCUCUGUCCCCAACACAGACUCGAUCCCGAGGCGAGCGCGGAGGGAUAGGCACUCUCCCUCUUCUUCACCGACAAAAGAGCCGGCGCUGAGUGCUGCGACGCGCUCGCUGCUGCAGGAGUUUGAGGAGGAAGCGCGCGGGGGCGAGGGGGAGGAUGAUGAUGAUGAUGGGGGGCUGGUUGUGGGCGCGGGUAGGAAGCGGAAGAAAAAGGCGCCGGCGAAGAGCGCAAAGGCGAAAGCCACCGCCGCCGCGAAACGGAAGACGAAGCCUCCUCCUCCAGAGGUGUUGGCGGAAGAGGCGGCGGCGGUGGAGGAAAACGAAGGCACGGUCGAAGAGCAGCCAGCUGCGGCGGUGGCGGCAAAGAAAAGCGCCCGCCGCGCCGCUGAGAAAGAGGCCACCGAAGAGCAGCCAGCCGCGGCGGCAAAGAAAAGCACCCGCCUCACCGACGCCGAGAAGGCCCGCCGCGCCGCCGAGAAAGAGGCCGCCAAAGAAGCCGCCAAGCUGCAGCGCCAGCAAGAACGCGAAGCCAAGGCCGCCGAACGGGAGGAAGCAAAGGCGCAGAAGAAGCGGGAGCGCGAGGCCAAAGAGCUCGAGAAGAGGCAGGAGCAGGAGCUGUCACUAGCGAAUAAGCUGCGCAUGUCGCGGAAGGACUCUGUGCAGGAGAUGAUCGUGGACAUGUCGCAGCACCUCAAGGAGUCUGCGGCGGGCCAGUCGCUGGCGCGCUUCCUGGCGGGGUUGGGAUGCGAGGUGAAUACUACCUGGUAUCCGGCUCUGCCCGAGGGCACGGCGGAGUGGCGGGUGGUGAAGUGGCGGAGGAAGGUGACGGCGCAGUGGGAUGAGGGGCGCGCGCUGUUUGUGCCCUUGCCGGCCAUGAAGGUCGCCGACGAGUGCCAUCUGCUUGUCUACCUCACUGCGCAGGAGUUCUGGCAGCUGGCGGAGGGUGCGGAGGAGGCUAGGCUGGCGGGGCAUGUUCAGCUGGUGAGUGGCUUCUCGCCGGGGAUGCAGGAGGUGAAGGUGUUGUAUCUGCUGGAGGGGGUGGAGACAUUUAUCCGCAAGAACCGGAACAAUAGGAAUAGGGAGUACCAGAACAGGGUUCGCGCGGCGCUGGGCGAGGGGGCGAGUAUUCCGGCGGACGCAGAGAUCCUGGACGAAGACGUGCUGCAGGACGCACUGUUGGAGCUCCAGAUCGUCCAUGGAUGUCUUGUACACCACACUGCGUCGGGCAUCGAGUCGGCGGAGUGGAUCAGUAAGUUUACGACCGACAUCUCGACUAUUCCUUACAAGAACUCGCGGAGCGCAAUCGGCGCAGCAGGCUUCUGCACAGUCGCCGGCCAGCUCCGCGUCGGUAUCGGCAAGGCAGAUACGUUCCGCCGCAUGCUGGAGGAGAUCCAUCGCGUGACGCCGAGCGCGGCGGAGGCGGUGGUGCGCGUGUAUCCGGAUGUGCGGGCGCUCGUCGCGGCGUUUGCGGAGUGCGGGGAGGAGGUGUUGGCGGAUUUGCCGAUCUCGACAACAAGGCAUGGGAGGACAACCGAUAAGACUGUGGGGCCGUCGAUUAGUAGGAGGAUUUGUGGAGUGUUUAUGGAUAGGGAUCCGGAUAGUGUUGAGAUCUAG
This is a messenger RNA of Morchella sextelata, 2817 nucleotides long. RefSeq lists its product as uncharacterized. The coding region runs from base 1 to 2817 and encodes 938 amino acids. NCBI's taxonomy places the organism in Eukaryota, Fungi, Ascomycota, Pezizomycetes, Pezizales, Morchellaceae. Gene Ontology annotation, cellular component: nucleus; Holliday junction resolvase complex. The record is from RefSeq and is a predicted model, not a curated record. Gene Ontology annotation, molecular function: nuclease activity; DNA binding. Gene Ontology annotation, biological process: resolution of meiotic recombination intermediates; replication fork processing; double-strand break repair. The transcript is spliced from 4 exons.